This is a messenger RNA of Vigna unguiculata (cowpea), 903 nucleotides long. Its product is annotated as protein DOWNSTREAM OF FLC-like. NCBI's taxonomy places the organism in Eukaryota, Viridiplantae, Streptophyta, Magnoliopsida, Fabales, Fabaceae. The record is from RefSeq and is a predicted model, not a curated record.
AACUUUACCACACUCACACCACCCCUUUUAUUGAAAUCUUGAACCCCAAUUUGCUCUGUGCUCACUCAUUCCUAACCAAAGCCUCUUCUUAUUCUCCAUUUUUUUCUUCUUGUUCUAUCCGUGACGAGCAUUAUGGCCUCAAGGGCAGUGUUAUUGUUGGCUUUGUGUGUGCUGCUUCCGGCGAUGGUUGCGGCCAUUCGCCCAGCCAAGAACCCUUUAUGCGUGAAGGGUCGCGUCUACUGUGACCGUUGCCGUGCUGGUUUUGAGACCUCUGCAACCACCUACAUUGCUGGUGCGGAGGUUAUCUUGCAAUGCAAGAGCAGGACGAGCAACGAGGUUGUUUACACAAAGAAGGGAAAGACUGAUUCCAGUGGAGCAUACACAAUAUACGUGGAUGAGGAUCAUGCAGAUCAGAUCUGUAAUGCUAAGCUUGUAAGCAGUCCCCACCCUGAAUGCAGAGAAGUGACCCCUGGCCGUGACGAAGCCCUUGUUAUUCUCACCCGCUUCAAUGGCAUUGCCUCCGACGACAGGUACGCCAAUGCCAUGGGUUUCAUGUCUCAGGAUGUUGCUGCUGGCUGUGCUGAGGUCCUCAGGCAAUACCAGGAGUUCGACAAUGAGAACUGAUUAAUUAAUUAAUUAAUUGAUUGAUCUCAGUAUAUUAUCACUAUCCACUUUCGUUUUGGGUUUCCUAAUGUCUAUUUAAUUCAAUCUUGAUGUGGAGUGUUAUCUCGACAUUUUCAUAUUAUGUUAUAUAUAAUAUAUGUUGAAGGACCCUGCUUAAUUAUAUUAUUACAUCAAGACCUCUCUUGGACUUUGGGGUGUGUUAGUUUUUCGUUGAAGGUGCUUUUCCUUUAGAUUAUACUAAUAAUAGACUUGAUUGUGAAAUAAAUCAACAAUUUUUCA